This is a messenger RNA of Eriocheir sinensis (Chinese mitten crab), 967 nucleotides long. RefSeq lists its product as uncharacterized. Lineage: Eukaryota; Metazoa; Arthropoda; Malacostraca; Decapoda; Varunidae. The record is from RefSeq and is a predicted model, not a curated record. The coding region runs from base 43 to 273 and encodes 76 amino acids. The transcript has 4 exons.
UCAGGACAAGACGAAGAGAACUCCAACACAGCGAAGAUAAUCAUGCAGUGGCGCGCGCUCCUCGUACUGGUGCUGGUGGUGGUGCUGGCGGCCUACACCCAAGCCAAGGCCUGCUGCGGCAGCGGGGGCCACGGCCACCACCACGGGGGCGGACACGGCAGCCACGGGGGAGGAGGAGCUGGGGGAGGCUUCGGCGGUGGCUUUGGAGGUGGCGGUGGAGGUGGAAGUGGAGGUGGAUUCGGCGGCGGCGCUGGCGGAGGUUGGGGCAAGUAAAGGACUCCAGCCAUGACCACCUCCGCAUCCUACCGACAAAAUCCUGCAGGACCCCUAAACGCGCCUCCUCCUGGACACCCCCAAGCACAUCCUAUCCUGCCUCCUAAACCUUCUCCUUCUUCAUCCUUUUCUUCUUUAUCCUUCUUUUCCUUUCCCUUUCUUCUCUUUACGAUAUAACAUGCAUUCUUUAUCUUUCUUCCUGUCCCACUAAUCUUCCUCUUUCUUCCUAUCCUCCUCUUCCUCUUCCUCUUCCUCCUUUCCUCUAAAUCUCUAACACAAAUUCUUCCUCUUAUCUUAUCAUUUACCCCUCCUCCUCCUCCUCCUCCUCCCCCUCCUCCUCCUCCUCCUCCUUCUCCUUCUUCUUCAUCUUCCUCCUUUAUCAUUCUUUCUCUCCCUUCUACUUUUAUCCUUCCUUCCUUCGUUUCCCGCCACCCAGAGAUGAGGACGCUGAAGGAUCGAAGAGAAGAAUCCUAGAAUCCUACAACAGACUCCUACGGAUGAAAGAGGAUCCCCACAGACCUCUUAUAAGCCGUCUGUCUGUCUGUCUAUUUGUCUGUCUGUUUUUUUAUGUAAUUGGUUCUUGUUUCGGAAUUUUCAUUUUUUUGUUUUUUGUAUUUUGUCUGUUUUAAAUGUUCCUUUUUAUUUGUUUGUUUUGUUUCUGAUUUCGUGAUUAAUUAAAUGGAUUGGAGUUGCA